CGCCAUUGUCGCCAAUUAGCUGCUCGCAAUGUCUUCAACUCCGACCUUGGAUCCCGAGAAGAAGGCGGAAGUCUUCGAUGAGGAUGAUGCUUUACUCGCACAAUUGGGAUACACACAGGAGCUGAAACGAAGCUUUGGUCUCGUUGGUAUGGUUGGCUUCUCAUUCAGUAUUGUCACUUCUUGGACUGCACUGAGUGGUGUGCUCAUCAUCGGCGUCGAGACUGGUGGCCCGCCAGUCAUGAUCUGGGGCUGGCUAGCAGUCUGCAUCUUCACACUGUCUGUCGCAUACUCAAUGGCCGAGAUGUGUAGCGCAUAUCCACUAGCCGGUGGUCAGUACAGCUGGGUAGCAAUCCUUGCACCCAAGAGUUGGGCAAGAGGCUUCAGUUACAUUUGCGGGUGGUUCAUGCUCAUCGGUGUGCUGGCUAUGGGUGCCACCAACAAUUUCAUCGCAACGAACUUCGUCCUCGGCACCGCGCAGCUCAACUACGGCUUCACUAUCGAACGCUGGCACACUGUCUUGUGUGCGUAUCUGGUAACCUUCAUCGCUAUGUUGUCGAACAUCUACUUUCCGCACAUCUUGAACAAAUUAUCGAAAGCCAUCCUCGCUUGGAACCUGUUGUCCUUUGUUGUCUGCUUGGCAACUAUACUCGCCACCAACGACCACAAGCAGUCACCAGAGUUCGUCUUCAGUGAUUUUCAGAAUUUCACUGGCUGGAAGCCGCCAUAUACUGUUAUUAUUGGCUUGCUUCAAAGCGCUUACGGCAUGUGCUGCUACGACGCACCAGCCCACAUGACGGAAGAGAUCAAGAACGCUCGCAAGCAGACCCCUCGUGCAAUAGUUAUGGCUGUCUACAUGGGCUUCAUCACUGGAUUCAUCUGGCUCAUCGCUUUGAGCUUUUGCAUCGGUGACCUCGACGCUACUGCAACCACAGCGACAGGCGUUCCGGUCAUCGAGAUUAUAUUUAAUUCCACUGGCAGUGUCGCUGGGGCCUCGGCGCUCUCUUCGAUGAUUUCGGUCAUCUGCCUUGUAGCUUCGAACUCGCUUAUGGCAGAAGGCUCGAGAUCAGUGUACGCCUUCGCGCGCGACCAGGGUUUGCCGUUCUCGGACCUGCUCAGCAAAGUCUCGUCGCGAAGUGUGCCAGUCUAUGCUGUACUGUUGACGGGUAUCGUCCAAAUCGCAUUCAACUCGAUCUACUUUGGUACUGUUACUGGUUUCAACACCAUUGUUGCUAUCGCCACUCAAGGUUUUUAUCUCUCUUACGCCAUGCCUCUCCUCGCCCGAAUCCUGGCACACUUCUCCGGCAAGAAGACGAGACUCGAGGGUUCCUACUCGCUCGGCCGAUACGGCAUUGCGCUGAACAUCAUUGGAUUCCUGUUUCUGGCGUUCAUGUGCAUCAUCUCGAACUUUCCGAGUGCUACACCAGUGGAUAGCGAGAACAUGAACUAUACUUCGGCAGCGACAGGGCUGAUCAUGUUAUUGAGUACGAUCUUCUGGCUUACGACGGGAAGAAAGAAAUUCACGGGACCUGAGAGUGGGCAUCUCCUCGAUUCUGUAGCACCGUGAUGCGAUCCGUUACCCAUGGUUCAGCUUAGAUUUCACGCUGUUUUAUACAUAUG
Molecule: messenger RNA, 1617 nt
Organism: Didymella exigua CBS 183.55
Lineage: Eukaryota; Fungi; Ascomycota; Dothideomycetes; Pleosporales; Didymellaceae
Product: GABA permease
Exons: 5
Coding region: 29-1564 (511 amino acids)
Biological process (GO): amino acid transport; transmembrane transport
Cellular component (GO): membrane
Molecular function (GO): transmembrane transporter activity
Source: RefSeq, a predicted model, not a curated record